This is a messenger RNA of Humulus lupulus (European hop), 2059 nucleotides long. RefSeq names its product succinate-semialdehyde dehydrogenase, mitochondrial. The transcript has 20 exons. Lineage: Eukaryota; Viridiplantae; Streptophyta; Magnoliopsida; Rosales; Cannabaceae. The record is from RefSeq and is a predicted model, not a curated record. Gene Ontology annotation, biological process: GABA catabolic process. Bases 83 to 1660 code for a protein of 525 amino acids. Gene Ontology annotation, molecular function: succinate-semialdehyde dehydrogenase (NAD+) activity.
AAUUGGGAACAAAGUGAGCAAACUGAGUCCAUCUCUGAUAGUGAGUGAAUUUGGAGUAGAAAGACCAAGACAACAGGCGGAAAUGAUGUCUGCUGCUGCUUUACCCAUUGCUCUUCGAUCCUCGAGGCUCGUCUCUUUUCUGCCUACCAUGCAAAACUAUGCUCUCAUCUCUCGCCAGAUGACUACGGACGCAAAUAGUGUUGCUUCUCAACUAAAGAGUUCUGGUCUGUUACGUACCCAGGGCCUAAUUGGAGGGAAAUGGAUUGAUUCGUAUAGUGGAGAAACUCUAAAGGUUUACAAUCCAUCAACUGGUGAAGUUAUAGCAGAUGUUCCAUGCAUGGGACAGAGGGAAACAAAUGACGCAAUAUCUUCAGCCACUGACGCAUAUACUUCUUGGAGCAAACUUACUGCCACUGAAAGAAGCAAAUAUUUAAGGAAAUGGUAUGAUCUACUAAUUUCCCACAAAGAAGAACUUGGUAAACUCAUAACCUUGGAGCAAGGAAAACCUCUAAAAGAAGCUCUUGCUGAGAUCAAUUAUGGAGCUAGUUUUAUAGAGUUCUCUGCUGAAGAAGCGAAGCGAGUAUAUGGUGAUAUAAUUCCAUCAACACUUGCUGAUCGACGAUUGCUUGUUUUGAAGCAGCCUGUAGGUGUUGUUGGUGCAAUUACACCUUGGAACUUUCCACUGGCAAUGAUCACUCGGAAGGUUGGUCCUGCUCUUGCAUGUGGCUGUACGGUGGUCAUAAAACCAUCUGAACUUACACCCCUCACAGCUUUGGCAGCAGCUGAGCUCUCCAUUCAAGCUGGAAUACCACCGGGUGUUUUGAAUGUAGUUAUGGGUAAUGCUCCUGCUAUCGGAGAUGCUUUGCUUACCAGUACACAGGUGCGGAAGAUCACUUUCACAGGAUCAACUGCUGUCGGAAAAAAAUUAAUGGCAGGUGCUGCUGGGACUGUUAAAAAGGUGUCUUUGGAGCUUGGUGGCAAUGCACCCUGCAUUGUUUUUGAUGAUGCAGAUCUGGAUGUGGCUGUAAAAGGAGUGCUUGCAGCAAAGUUUCGUAAUGCAGGACAAACAUGUGUAUGUGCCAACAGGAUACUUGUCCAAGAAGGUAUCUAUGAGAAAUUUGCAAAUGCUUUCUCAGAAGCUGUCCAAAAUUUGAAAGUUGGUGAUGGUUUUAGUGAUGAUGUGGUCCAGGGUCCUCUCAUAAAUGAAGCUGCAGUAACAAAGGUAGAGUCUCUUGUACAAGAUGCCAUAUCGAAGGGGGCAAAAGUAUUACUUGGAGGGAAAAGGCAUGAUCUAGGAAUGUCCUUUUAUGAGCCAACUAUUAUUGGUGACACCAAUAAUGAGAUGCGUAUAUCAAGAGAGGAAAUAUUUGGACCUGUGGCAUCCCUGUUGCGGUUCAAAACUGAGGAGGAGGCUAUCCGUGUUGCUAAUGACACCAACUCAGGGUUAGCCGCUUACAUGUUUACAAGCAGCAUUCCACGUUCAUGGCGUGUUGCUGAGGCCCUGGAAUACGGACUUGUUGGUGUCAAUGAGGGUAUCAUUUCAACAGAGGUGGCUCCAUUUGGAGGUGUCAAGCAAUCAGGUCUUGGACGAGAAGGUUCUAAAUAUGGAUUAGACGAAUAUUUGGAGAUGAAAUACGUAUGCAUGGGAAAUAUCAACUGACAUAUGCAUGGUUUACCAUUGGACCAUGUCUAAGCUUAUCAUGCGAGUUGGAGCCUGAUGCUUUGACCUGGGAAACUGAGUUUCAAUCCGAUCCAAGACUAGCAUGCUGAGACGGCAAUUUCAGGGGUGUGCAUCAUUCGCGACAACGGUUGUUGCGACAUGUUUUUAAAUGCGGGACGUGCAAAAAUAAGGUCGUACUCUUUGUUUUGUUUUUGGAUUGUUUUGAACGACCUUUAAUUUUGCUUAAUAAAAGCUCUUGUUCGUUUUGAUGUGAAAUUUGUUGGUAUAGAUAGACGUGUUGUACUGGUGGAAUAUAAACAAUACUCUCUCUAUCACUUGUAAGUGAGAUUGUAACUUAAAAUAUAAUAUAGAUAAAUAAAAGGGAAAUUUACAAUUAUA